This is a messenger RNA of Dipodomys spectabilis (banner-tailed kangaroo rat), 3906 nucleotides long. RefSeq names its product M-phase phosphoprotein 9 (gene Mphosph9). Lineage: Eukaryota; Metazoa; Chordata; Mammalia; Rodentia; Heteromyidae. Bases 110 to 3454 code for a protein of 1114 amino acids. Gene Ontology annotation, cellular component: centriole. The record is from RefSeq and is a predicted model, not a curated record. The transcript has 23 exons.
CUGGGUCCGGCUCCCACGCUGGGAAUCAGCCCGCCCGCCCUCAAGAGGGCGCCUAGGGAAGACUAGACUGUCUGUCAUUCAAGGGGCAACCGACAUCCUAACCUCUUUGAUGCAAGAGCUACAGAGCAGUGGGAAGACUGAUUCAGAACUUUGGAAAAACUGUGAGACUAGGUGGUUACAGUUGUUCCGUUUGGUGGAAAAGCAAUGCCAGGAACAGAUAGUUGCUCAGCAGGAACAAUUCCACAACCAAAUUCAAAGAAUACAGGAGGAAAUAAGAAAUUUAGUCAAGUUACAGACCAGUAAUGUUUCCUGGGCUUCCUGCAAGAGAAAUUCUUCUAGCAAACAAGUAUCCUCGGAAGGUCAGAUGGGUUUUGUCUCUGAAAACAGUGAGAGAGAUGAGUCUGUUAUUAGUUACCCUGAGCCCAAGGAACCUGAGCUGCAGCAGGAAGCUUGCAUGGCGCAACCAGACUCCAGUGCGGACAGUAGCUCUGUGAGCAGCGGGUAUGGCACCUUUUGUGUCUCAGAAUUGAAUACCUACAAAUCUAAAGGCCCCACGGAACUCAUGGAGCACAGGAGUGCUUCUCAGGGCCAAUAUGGAACACCUGUUGUACAAACAGAGUCACCUGGAGGUGGUGCAGGAAACAGGACUUUUUACACUCAGACCCCUGAAGAGUUUAGUGCAUCUUUAAAGAAAGAUGAUUCUACAUUUCUUGGUGAAUUUGAACAUAAUUUUCUUGGUGAAAAUAAGAUUUCUGAAGUAUACAGUAGAAAAACAAACAAUAAAUCAAUAACCUCAUGGGCACAAAAGCUGAAACAGAACCAGCCAAAGAGAACACAAGUAGAAGAUGGAGGCUCAAGAUCUAAGCAAGGGCCCGAGCAAAGCAGAAAAUCUCCUGUUGAGAAAUCUGAUUUUGCUGCUGCUCCACAUCCUUGUUCUUUUUACCUCAGUAAGCCAGAUGAAAGUCCAAAUUCUUGGGUGUCUGAUUCAGGAACAGGACUCAGUUACUGGAAACUGGAAGAGAAGGACAUGCAUUGCUCUUUGCCUGAAGCUUUACAGAAGGCAUUUUCAUGUUCCUCCUCUGCAGAGAGCUCUCCAGGCCAGGUAAUCACUGUGAAAUCUAAAAGUAGUAAUGAGAUGAAGCUACCAUCAUUGAAGGAUAUUUAUCAUAAAAAACAAAGGGAAAACAAUCAGUUACCUGAGAGGAAUCUCACUUCUGCUUCCAACCCAAAUCAUCCACCUGAGGUCCUGACUUUGGACCCAACAUUACACAGGAAGCCAGAUCAGCAGCUUUCCGGGACUCAGCCACCUGGCUUCUUGAAUGCUUGUGGUGACAGAAUAUCCUUUUCACCAGACUCUGUUCUGCAACCAAGUAUGUCUGGUCACUCUGACAUCGACUCAUUUUCACAAGGAAGUAAUGACACUUCUCAGUUAUCAGGAUUCCCAAAAUAUCCUUCAAGUACGAAAGCGUCACCAGUGGACUCUUGGAAAAAUAACGUGUUCCAGAGUGAAAGUAGAACCAGUUCCACAUUUCCUUCUUUAUAUACUGUCACUAGUAAUGAUAUCUCAGUCAACACUGUAGAUGAAGAAAACACUGUCGGUCAGUCCCAGCUUCCAAGUACAGCCAACAGUGUCCCAGAAUGCAUUUCCUUGACAUCUAUGGACGAUCCUGUGGUGCUGUCUACGAUCAGGCAGAACCUAAAGGAAAAGCAUGCUCGACACAUAGCUGAUCUUCGAGCUUAUUAUGAAUCAGAAAUAAAUAGUUUGAAACAGAAGUUAGAGGCAAAAGAACUUUCUACAAUUGAAGAGUGGAAGAAGACCAAUCAAAUUCUUACAGACAGAUGUGGCCAGUUAGAUAGUGCUUUGAAUGAAGCUACCAGUCGUGUGAGAACACUUGAAAAUACGAAUAACUUACUAGAAACAGAACUGAAUGAUUUGAGAGAACGCUUCAGUGCAGCCAGUAGUGCCUCCAAAAUUUUGCAGGAGCGAAUUGAAGAAAUGAGAACCAGCAGUAAAGAAAAAGACAAUACGAUCUUUCGACUGAAAUCUAGACUGCAGGAUUUGGAAGCAGCAUUUGAGAAUGCUUACAAACUCUCUGAUGAUAAAGAAGCUAGACUGAAACAGGAAAAUAAGAUGUUUCAAGACCUCCUGGAAGAGUAUGAAUCCCUUGGAAAAGAGCAUGGCCAAGUAAAGGAUACCUUAAAUACAACUGAGAACAAAUUGCUUGAUGCAUACACUCAGAUUUCUGAUUUGAAAAGAAUGGUUUCAAAACUUGAAGCUCAAGUGAAGCAAGUAGAACAUGAAAAUAUGUUAAAUCUUCGUCAUAGUUCUAAAACUGCCAUGAGACCCUCACGUGCCAAUAGCAUGCUAGCUACCUCGGAUGUCAGCAGGCGGAAGUGGCUGAUACCUGGUGCAGAAUAUUCCAUCUUUACCGGUCAGCCUCUAGACAUCCAAGACAGGAAGGUGGAUAACCAGCUGGAGGAACCCCAUGUUCCUGGGUACCAUUCUCCUCCGGAAAAGGAUUCUUCAUCUGGAAGUUCAUCAACAAGCCUAUUGGUUAAAAAACAAAAAGAAACGUCAGACACGCCAAUUAUGAAAGCUUUGAAAGAACUCAAUGAAGAAAGAAUAUUAAAAAAUUGGGGGACACAGACAGAGAAAGAGGACACCUCAGAAUUAGUGAAUUCUCGGCACACUGAGUCUUCAGCAAGUCGUUCACCAGAGAAAUGUGCCCAACACAGACAAAAGAGACAGAGUUCUACUUCGCAGAGAUCAUCGUCUUUACCACCUUCCAAUCGUAAAUCCAGCACUCCAACCAAAAGAGAGAUUAUGUUAACACCAGUGACUGUGGCAUAUAGUCCAAAGAGAUCCCCUAAAGAAAACUUGUCCCACGGAUUUAAUCAUCUGCUUAGCAAAAAUGAAAGUAAUCCAAUUCGAUUUGAUAUACUUUUGGAUGAUUUAGAUACUGUUCCUGUGUCCACAUUACAACGAACCAAUCCAAGAAAACAGCUCCAGUUUCUUCCUCUACAUGACUCAGAAGAAAAAAACUAUUCAGAAAAAGCCACCGAUGACUAUGCCAGUCAUAGCUCUAGCCCUGAACCCUUGCCAAACGGAGUGAAGACAGUGUCUGUGAGACCAGCCUGGGAGAAGACUAAGUCAGUUAGCUAUGAGCAGUGUAAGCCUGUUUCAGUAACACCACAGGGUAAUGAUUUUGAAUAUACAGCAAAAAUUAGGACCCUAGCUGAAACGGAGCGAUUUUUUGAUGAACUUACAAAAGAAAAGGACCAGAUUGAGGCAGCACUGAGUCGAAUGCCUUCUCCUGGAGGAAGAAUCACUUUACAGACAAGAAUGAAUCAGGAAGCGUUGGAGGAUCGUUUGGAAAAGAUCAAUCGAGAACUGGGUUCAGUUCGCAUGACGCUAAAGAAGUUCCAUGUCUUGCGCACGUCUGCAAAUCUUUGAGAUUUGUAGCCAUUAAAUUUGAGCCAUUUUUGUUUGCACUAAUGUAUGUAUAAUUAUGCACUCAGAAAAGGCAAACUAUUUUGUACUGGUUUAUAAGCCUUCAAAUAGUAGUUUUACAAUCAUGCUAUUCUUAACACUUGCUAUUUUAUACUUCAGACGGCCACAUAUUUUCAAGAUAUUUUUGUUAUGCUCAGGAAUCUCUUGUAUAUUUUACUAUUUAAAAAGCAUUAUUUUUAAAUAGUAUAUGUCUUCAAUUUAUAACAAGAAUAAGGAAAUAUACACAGGGGAAGCAACUUGUUUCUAAAGAAAUAGCGUUAACCUUUUAUGAUGAACUUUUGCACACCAAUUUUAUACAGUUGUUCUGCAUUAUAAAUACAUUUUAAAAAACAAAUGCCUAACAGUUUCCAUAGUGAUAGACGAAUACAUGUUGAAUAUUAAAAAUAUAGCAUAUA